AUGUUAAAACGUACUCCACCACAGACACCAACAUCAGUGUCAGCACCGAAUAUCCCAUCACUAUCCCAGGAAAUUGAUCCUGACACGCCACAAGGCAGCUCUGUUUCACACAUUAUAUCAAGGGGUCUUAAACGACACCGCGUCAGUGAGUCUACUGAAAUUAAAGACUAUUUUAUGGAAAUGUUUACAACCUGGAAAACGGAUCAGGAUAUUAAAUUUAAUACCUUAAUAAAUGCAAUGACCGAAAUUAAGGAACAAAACGCCGACAUACGGCAGUCCUUAGACUUUAUGUCAUCUAAAUAUGACGGAUUGCUAGAUCGAGUGACGUUAUUGGAAGAGGAACGCAAACGAAAUAUCAACCUCAUCUCCUUACUGGAAAACAAACUUGAAAACAUGGAACGUAAUCUAAAAUCAUCUAGCAUAGAGAUGAGAAAUGUACCUCAGCAAAGGAACGAAACUAAGGAAGACCUCUUAAAUUUGGUGAAGGUCACUGGGUCAGCGCUUAACAUUAGCUUACAGACUUCAGAUAUAAGGGAUGUUUAUAGAGUAAAUGCUACGGCUAGCGGCAGCAAACCUAUAAUUGCCGAACUAAAUAGUAGCAUACUAAGAAACAAUCUCAUUCAUUCAAUUAAAAACUACAAUAAGGAGAACAAGUCCAAUAAAUUUUCUUCUACAAAUCUACAUAUAAGUGGUCCAUCACAACCAAUAUAUAUAUCAGAAAGUCUCUCAUCAAAAACAAAGAGACUAUUCUACCUAGCAAGAACAGCAGCUCAGACAAACAACUACAAAUUCUGCUGGACCCGCUAUGGAAGGAUUUAUGUUCGCAAGUCUGAAGGGGCCUCACAAUUAAUUAUUAAUUCUGAAAACGAUAUUAAGGCAUUAACUCAAUGA
Achroia grisella is the source of this 891-nucleotide messenger RNA. RefSeq lists its product as uncharacterized. The transcript has a single exon. NCBI's taxonomy places the organism in Eukaryota, Metazoa, Arthropoda, Insecta, Lepidoptera, Pyralidae. The record is from RefSeq and is a predicted model, not a curated record. The coding region runs from base 1 to 891 and encodes 296 amino acids.